AUGUCUCUCGUCAUGCCACCGGUCCCCCACAAGGACGACCUUGAUUCAACUUGGUCGUUCCUAGAGGAAGGGAUUCAAAGUGUUAUGCUCAACCUUGACGCUGGUAUUGAUAUGAAGGCCUACAUGGGUCUCUACACGGCCGUUCACAAUUUCUGCACAUCACAAAAAGCCGUGGCGAGUGGUCAUGGUCUGUCACAAGGGCAGCGCGGGGCCCACCUAUUGGGCGAGGAACUCUACAAAUUACUCGGCGAAUACCUUUCACGCCACCUAUCCGACGUGUUCGUCAAAUCACAGACUCACACCGAAGAAGGCUUGCUUGGAUUUUACAUUCGCGAAUGGGAACGGUACACGACCGCUGCCAAAUACGUGAACCACAUUUUCAAGUACCUCAACCGCCACUGGGUCAAGCGUGAAAUCGACGAAGGCAAGAAGAACGUCUACGAUGUCUACACCCUACACCUGGUCAAAUGGAAGGAUGACUUCUUUGAGAAUGUGCAUGAGAAGGUCAUGGAUGCUGUCCUCAGUCUGAUAGAGAAACAACGGAAUGGCGAAACCAUUGAACAAUCUCAGAUCAAAUCCAUCGUGGACUCAUUCGUUUCCUUGGGCUUGGAUGAAAAUGACAGCUCUAAGUCAACCCUAGAUGUUUACCGCCAAUACUUCCAGUCACCGUUCAUUUCUGCGACCAAGGUUUAUUACGAAAACGAAUCGCGACAGUUUGUGGCAGAAAACAGCGUGGUGGAAUACAUGAAGAAGGCGGAAGCCCGUUUGGACGAGGAGAAGGCCCGUGUCGGGUUGUAUCUGCAUCCUGAUGUCACCAAAAGCCUCACAGAUACCUGUUUGGCUGUUCUUGUUACUGCUCACUCUACUCUGCUCCGCGACGAGUUCCAGGUUUUGCUGGAUAAUGAACGCCAGGAGGAUCUUGCUCGUAUGUAUCGACUCUUGUCACGUAUCAAGGACGGCCUGGAUCCCCUUCGCGCCACCUUUGAGAACCACGUGAGACGGGCUGGUCUGGUUGCCGUUGAGAAGAUCGCUUCGGAAGGCGACAACUUUGAGCCCAAGUUGUACGUUGAUGCUCUACUGCAGGUCCACACGCGGUACCAGAACCUCGUUGAUGAUGCUUUCAAUGGCGAGUCCGAGUUUGUGCGAUCUUUGGACAACGCCUGCCGCGAGUUUGUCAACCGAAAUCGUAUCUGCAAGGCCAGCUCUUCCAAGUCACCCGAACUGCUAGCCAAGUACACCGACUCACUGCUCAAAAAGGGAUCCAAGUCUCCCGAAGAGUCGGAACUCGAGGAAAUGUUGGUACAAAUUAUGACAGUCUUCAAGUACAUCGAGGACAAGGAUGUUUUCCAAAAGUUCUACUCCAAGAACCUGGCCAAGCGAUUGGUACACGUCAGCUCAGUCUCCGACGAUGCGGAAACAAGCAUGAUCAGCAAGUUGAAGGAGGCAUGUGGUUUCGAAUACACCAACAAGCUGCAGCGCAUGUUUCAGGACAUGCAAAUUUCCAAAGAUUUGAAUAAUAACUACAAGGUUUGGCAGGACAAGGUCCUGGAUGAUGAUGACCGAAAGAGAUUGGCCGACGCCCACUUCCAGGUUCUGGGAACUGGAUUCUGGCCCCUCAACGCCCCCACUACUCCUUUCCUUGCACCGCCUGAGAUCGUCAAGACUGCCGAACGAUUCCAGAAAUUCUACUUCGAUAAACACAAUGGCCGCAAGCUGACAUGGCUGUGGCAGCUAUGCAAGGGUGAAAUCAAAGCCAACUAUAUCAAAAAUGCUAAGGUACCUUAUACCUUCCAGGUGUCUACCUAUCAGAUGGGCAUUCUUCUGCUGUUCAACGAAGCCGAUGUGCUGUCUUACGACGAGAUUGAAAAAGCCACCACACUGGCUGGUGAAAUACUUGACCCCAAUCUCAGCAUCUUGCUCAAGGCCAAGGUUCUUAUCGCCAGCCCCGAGGGCGCUAAACCUGAACCUGGAACUUCUUUCACUUUGAAUUACAACUUCAAGAACAAGAAGAUCAAAGUCAACCUCAACAUUCAGAUCAAGUCUGAGCAAAAGGUCGAGGCUGCGGAUACCCAUAAAACGAUAGAAGAGGAUCGGAAGCUUCUGCUCCAGUCCGCCAUUGUCCGCAUCAUGAAGUCGCGCAAGCAGAUGAAGCACGUACAGCUUGUGCAGGAGGUCAUCCAGCAGGUCAAGUCUCGCUUCCCGCCCAAGAUCCCGGACAUCAAGAAGAAUAUCGAAAUCCUCAUGGAGAAGGACUAUAUCGAGCGCAUGGAUGGCGACGAAAUCUCCUACAUUGCUUAA
Penicillium soppii is the source of this 2298-nucleotide messenger RNA. It is a transcript of the gene culA, whose product is annotated as cullin culA. Gene Ontology annotation, molecular function: ubiquitin protein ligase binding. NCBI's taxonomy places the organism in Eukaryota, Fungi, Ascomycota, Eurotiomycetes, Eurotiales, Aspergillaceae. The transcript is spliced from 6 exons. Gene Ontology annotation, cellular component: SCF ubiquitin ligase complex. Bases 1 to 2298 code for a protein of 765 amino acids. Gene Ontology annotation, biological process: SCF-dependent proteasomal ubiquitin-dependent protein catabolic process; protein ubiquitination. The record is from RefSeq and is a predicted model, not a curated record.